Molecule: messenger RNA, 396 nt
Organism: Angiostrongylus costaricensis
Lineage: Eukaryota; Metazoa; Nematoda; Chromadorea; Rhabditida; Metastrongylidae
Source: the annotation of a GenBank genome assembly
AUGGCAGUACCAACUGUGCAGAAUCUUCGGCGAAAACCCACCGCUCCUUCUCCAGCAUCCGAUCGAACGCCCACAAUUCGCAAGCUGCUUCAGCAGAAGAAGAAACGAAUGACGGCUGUUCCAUGUCAUGUGAACUCCGUAUGUAGCACGUGCCAAACUCGUACCACCUCCUUAUGGCGUCGAAAUCAUCUUGGAGAAAUUGAAUGCAACGCUUGCAAUCUCUACUUUCGCAAGAACAACUGCAAACGACCGGUGACACUUCGCAAGGACGAAAUCAUGAAAAGAAAACGGAAACCCCGGGUUGACUCUAGCCAUCCAACUGGGAUUUCCAUGACAAGCACAACUCUCGACAUAAAACCAACUAUUACCAGACAAACCCCUCGUUUGUUUACGUGA